AUCGGCAUCAGACCUCGGCCAACGUCAUUUUUGAGGAUUUCACAAUUUUGGCAGCAAAUCCAGUGAUGAAUCUUUCAACCUGCUUUGAAAAUGCCACCAUUUGCCAGGGUGACUCAUGCCUGACACCUGAGAACAGGUUCAACCAAAUUUUGAAUAUAGUCUUAAGUACGGUCUUGACCAUCAUGCUGGCCAUGGUGAUGUUUUCAAUGGGCUGCAAUGUGGAGAUAAAGAAAUUCCUGGGACACUUAAGAAGACCAUGGGGCGUAAUAGUGGGCUUCCUCUGCCAGUUUGGAAUCAUGCCCCUCACAGGCUUCAUCCUGUCGCUUGCCUUCAAUGUCCUGCCCGUGCAGGCAGUGGUGAUUAUAAUCAUGGGAUGCUGUCCAGGAGGAACAGCUUCUAAUAUCUUGGCUUACUGGGCAGACGGAGACAUGGACUUGAGCAUCAGUAUGACAACAUGUUCAACUCUGUUGGCCAUGGGAAUGAUGCCUCUUUGUCUCCUUGUUUAUACCAAAAUGUGGACGGAUGCCGGUUCGAUCGUCAUCCCUUACACCAGUAUAGGUACCUCCUUGGUAGCCCUAGUCAUCCCUGUUUCUUUGGGAAUGUAUGUCAACAGCAAAUGGCCUAAGAAAGCCAAGAGCAUACUUAAGAUUGGUUCCAUUCUGGGUGCAAUCCUCAUAGUGCUCAUAGCUGUGGUCGGAGGAAUAUUAUACAAGGGUUCCUGGAUUAUUUCUCCCAAUCUGUGGAUCAUAGGAACGAUAUUCCCAGCCGCUGGCUACACUCUGGGUUUUGUUCUGGCUCGGGUAGCUGGUCAGUCUUGGUUGAGAUGCCGUACUGUGGCUUUUGAAACGGGACUGCAGAAUGCUCAGCUGUGUUCAACGAUAGUUCAACUCUCCUUCACCCCUGAACAGCUGAAUCAGAUGUUUACCUUUCCACUCAUCUACAGCAUUUUCCAGAUAAUCUUUGCAGCAAUAUUCUUAGGAUUCUAUCAACUUUACAAGAAAUUGGGAAAAAACAAGCUCAAGUUGCAGGAAGACCAAGGCAUUGAAACCACACCAGAACCAUUCCCCUUGAACGUGAACAGCGCCUUCCAACAAGAUGAAAAUUAGAUUUCAUGUGCACACAGCAGGUCAUACCUGAGGAAUUCUCUUCAUCUUUAGUUUCUUGGUAAAGGACUGAUUUGGGCAAAAUAUUAGACCAGAAAAAUAACUCAAUUGAAAUCAGAUCUGCACCCUACGUGUUACAAGUCUUCACCAAAGCAAAGAUGGUUGUCAUCUUACAGGGCAAUGCUCAUUUAAUCAAAUAAUUAACAUCUUCAUAGUCUAGCAUGACAAACACCUUCAUUCCAUCAAUUCUGAAAUUUGGAUCACCCAACUAUUUGGAAGAGCAAAAUAUGAACGAAGAGAUGUGACACCAAGACGAAUAUUCAGGUGACCUGAAAGUUACUGUGCGGAAAUCCCCUCCAGUGAAGCUCUCUGGGUUCCUCAGCUCCCAGGGAAGGGUUGUGCAAUGUAUCACUGUUUCUGUAAAGUGACUAAGCUUUGCUCUAGCAUACU
Molecule: messenger RNA, 1553 nt
Organism: Tachyglossus aculeatus (Australian echidna)
Lineage: Eukaryota; Metazoa; Chordata; Mammalia; Monotremata; Tachyglossidae
Gene: SLC10A2
Product: solute carrier family 10 member 2
Exons: 6
Coding region: 66-1106 (346 amino acids)
Biological process (GO): bile acid and bile salt transport
Cellular component (GO): apical plasma membrane
Molecular function (GO): bile acid:sodium symporter activity
Source: RefSeq, a predicted model, not a curated record